AAUAUUAAAUAAUACGCGUCUGGCGAGUGGCGGUCCUCGGGUACUUCAAAUGUUUUUUUAGAAUUUUUCUUUGUACCGGAUAUAACCGUUCAUCGUGUACAAAAAGAAGACCUACCAAACGCAUUCGAAAUGUUUGGAAAGACUUCGCUCUCCCUCCUACGAUCGCUGACCCGCGAGUUCCGGUACGUCACAUCGGACGGCAAGUUGCUCGACCGACCUCUAAUGCGGCUGAUUCUGUCUGAAUACCGAUCAAACCAAGUCACCCAGGCGCAGUACUGUCGUGGCCCUGAUGAGAUGGUAUGGGUCGCCGACACAUACUUGCAGUACAUACGGUCACAGCGUAUAUGCCGCGAGCUCACCGACAAACACCAGAGACGAGAAAAAACCGUUCAAGAAACGGCGGAUAUGAUUGGUUUUAGAUUACCGUCCGCACCGACAAACCACAAAGACAAUUGAAAUGUAUAAUGUAUUUGUCUGUAUGUAUAUAGUUUUCUGUGAAAAUCAUUAAAGUGCUAGGAGAAUC
This is a messenger RNA of Acyrthosiphon pisum (pea aphid), 523 nucleotides long. Its product is annotated as formation of mitochondrial complexes 1 homolog-like. Gene Ontology annotation, cellular component: mitochondrion. The record is from RefSeq and is marked provisional. NCBI's taxonomy places the organism in Eukaryota, Metazoa, Arthropoda, Insecta, Hemiptera, Aphididae.